Messenger RNA from Gracilinanus agilis (Agile Gracile Mouse Opossum), 957 nucleotides. It is a transcript of the gene RPS6KL1, whose product is annotated as ribosomal protein S6 kinase like 1. Gene Ontology annotation, biological process: protein phosphorylation. The record is from RefSeq and is a predicted model, not a curated record. Gene Ontology annotation, molecular function: ATP binding; protein kinase activity. NCBI's taxonomy places the organism in Eukaryota, Metazoa, Chordata, Mammalia, Didelphimorphia, Didelphidae. The coding region runs from base 1 to 957 and encodes 318 amino acids. The transcript has 8 exons.
AUGAGCCAAGUGUCUCUGCAGCCCACCCCAGGCCUGGAAUCAGAAUCCUGCUCACGUGCACUGUCCCAGACCCAAGUCUACCUGGAACAGAUUCAGAACCACAUGUCUCCUGAGAGCCCUGAUGUCCAUGGAAUGGGCAAGCGUGAUUAUCUGGUGGAUGCAGCCAAACAGAUUCGCCUGGCACUUGAGAGGGAUGUGAGCGAGGACUAUGAAGCAGCCUUCAACCACUAUAAAAAUGGGGUCGAUGUGCUACUCAAUGGAGUACAAGUUGAUCCCAACAAAGAGCGGCGUGAAGCAGUGAAAAGGAAGAUUACCAAGUACCUGAGGCGGGCAGAGGAGAUUUUCAACUGCCACCUUCAAAGGACACUGGGGAACGGGACCAGCCCUGGCACGGGCUUCAGCAGCCUGAGGCUCCGGCCUAUCCGUACCUUGAGCUCGGCAGUAGAGAACCUGAGGUGUUGUAAGGUAGUGGGGGUCAUCGAAAAGGUUCAGCUGGUCCAGGACCCUGCCACUGGGGGGACCUUUGUAGUGAAGAGUCUUCCCAAGUGCCAUGUAGAGACUUGGGACCGUCCAACCAUCAUUCCCAAUGGUGUCCCCUACAUGGCCAAGCUGCUUCGCUACUCUGUGAGUGAGGAUUCCAUCUUCUUGCACUUGGAGCAUGUGAAGGAAGUGGGCGGGAUUUCUGAGCUGACGGAAGCCUGUGAUUGGUGGAGCUUCGGAUCCCUGCUGUAUGAACUUCUAACUGGAAUGUCCCUGUCUCAGAACCACCCCUCAGGAAUCCACGUCCACACCAGGCUCCAUCUUCCUGAGUGGCUCAGUCGACCAGCUAUCUCCCUGCUCACUGAGUUAUUACAGUUUGAUCCCUGCCGGCGCCUUGGUGCUGGAAGAGGAGGUAUCAACAAGCUCAAAUCCCACCCAUUUUUUAGCACCAUCCAAUGGAACAAACUGGUGGGGUAG